AUGGAUGCUGCUAAAGUUGAAUUUAAGGGCAAAAUGUACUUAGGUGGCAAGUCUAAAAAGAAGCAGGCCGGCCAUGCUAAAAGAAACGAAAUAGCCAGACUCACCGUUGAGCAAGCUCCUGAUGGAGCUGCUUCAGCAUGGGUCGAGUCUGGCUGGCACAAGAGUGACCCGGCAGUUGAAGGUAGUGACCAGAGAGAACACUGUACCGUGGACUUCAAAGACGAAGAAGGUAAGACUUUCAUGCGUGGACAUGUUUACAGAACUGUUCAGCCUCAAAAUGAGCCGGAUACUUAG
Fusarium verticillioides 7600 is the source of this 294-nucleotide messenger RNA. RefSeq lists its product as hypothetical. The record is from RefSeq and is a predicted model, not a curated record. The transcript has a single exon. The coding region runs from base 1 to 294 and encodes 97 amino acids. NCBI's taxonomy places the organism in Eukaryota, Fungi, Ascomycota, Sordariomycetes, Hypocreales, Nectriaceae.